CACUUCUUUCAAGCAUUCCAUAACAAACUUGAAUUGUAUAUUCACUGAGUCAUCUAGCCGAUUGCCUUGCCGAUUGCGGGAUAGCUAAGGAGUUGUGAGAUUGAGCUGAACAGCUGCAUUAUGCCAACGGCUGGAAGGCAUUAUGGCUGUGCUUGAGCAAUCUUGGAUCAAAGUCCAAGAGAAGACCUUUGGAAAAUGGCUCAACAACAAACUCCUCGCCCGCAACGUCGAAAUCACCAACCUCGUAACCGACCUCUCUGACGGCGUCGCCCUCAUCCACCUCCUCGAGAUCCUAUCCCAAGAAUCCCUCGGCCGCUACGCCGCGCGACCCAAACUCCGAGUGCAGCGCUUCGAAAACGUCAACAUUGCCCUCGACUUCAUCAAAGGGCGGAAAAUCCAACUGACGAAUAUCGGCGCGGAAGAUGUCGUGGACGGGAACCGGAAGAUUAUCCUCGGAUUGAUCUGGACACUCAUUUUGAGGUUUACCAUAAGCGAUAUCAAUGAUCAGGGGUUGAGUGCGAGGGAGGGACUACUGCUGUGGUGUCAGAGGAAGACGGCGUGUUAUGAUGAAGUGGAAGUCAGGGACUUUUCGAAUAGUUGGAACGAUGGACUAGCGUUUUGUGCGCUGUUGGAUAUCCACCGGCCGGACUUGAUUGACUACGACAGCUUGGAUAAAUCGGACCAUCGGGGAAAUAUGCAGCUCGCGUUCGAUAUCGCUUCUAAGGAGAUUGGUAUCCCGGACCUGCUGGAUGUUGAGGAUGUGUGCGAUGUGGCGAAGCCGGACGAGAGGUCGUUGAUGACUUAUAUCGCGUACUGGUUUCAUGCUUUCUCGCAGAUGGAAAAGGUGGAGAAUGCUGGACGGCGGGUGGAGAAGUUUGUGGCGAAUAUGCAGGGCGCCUGGGAGAUGCAGAAUACGUAUGAGAGGAGGGUGAAGGCGCUUUUGGCGGCGAUUGUGAAGCAGAGGGAGGAGUGGAACGGGGCACAUUUCGAUGGAACGUAUGCGGAUGCAAAGGAUCAAAGUCGGCUUUUCACGGCAUACAAACAACGAGGGAAGAGGGACUGGGUGGCGGAGAAAAGUGAUCUCGCGGGUCUGCUAGGCAACAUCAAGACGAAACUCAACACCUACCAACUCCGGCCGUACCAACCUCCCCCGGAACUCAGCCUGCAAGCGCUCGACACCGCCUGGAGCGGUCUCAUGGAAGACGAGCGCCACCGCAGCCAAGCCAUCAACAACACCAUCCGCGACAUCAAAAACAACCUCCGCAAAACCUUUGCCGACAAAGCUAACGACUUUGCCCUCGCGCUCAAAACCAUCAGCGUCAGCAUCUCCGGCCUCGAAGGCGACGUCGAAGACCAACGCGAACACACCUCUCAAAUCGCCCAGAACCUCCCUCCUCUCGAUCAAUACCUCGACAUCAUCGCCUCCCUCAACACCCAAUGCGAAGAAGCGAAUAUCGAAGAAAACGACUACACGACCUACACCUACGACGAACUCGCCUACGAACUCGGACUAGUCCGGAGUUCCGUACAGAAGAAACUCGCUUUCCUCGAAAACCAACUCGUUGCCCGCAACAUGACCAACCUCACCCCUAUCCAACUCGAAGAAUUCGAGUCCGUCUUCCGCCACUUCGACCGCGACCUCUCCAAUUCCCUACACGAACUCGAAUUCUCCGCCGCCCUCGCCUCUCUCGGUCUCGUUUACGACGAAUCCGAAAUGCACGCUCGUUUCCUCGAAGUCGCGGGUCACGGAGGACAUGUCACGUUUGAACAAUUCAUCCGAUUCAUGGUGGACGUCACGGAGGAUCAGAAUACGGCGGAGCAAGUGUUUGAAAGUUUCCGAGAGGUCGCGGACGGAAAGCCGUAUGUGACGGAGAUGGACCUGACGCAUUCGCUGAUUCCCGAGGAGAUUGUCAGACAGUUGGUGGAGGAGAUGCCGGUGCAUCGGGGCCCGGAUUUGAGGGAGGAUCGAGAGGUGAGGAAGUUUGAUUAUGUGGGGUUUAUGGAGAAGUUUUUGACGGGGGGUGGGGAGGCGGGGGUUAAUGGGACAUACAUCAACCGGACUUGGCGCGAGAGAAGAGCUGCAGAGGCAGCGCAGAGACUGAGAGAUCGUGUUGCUGCGCAGCAGCAAGCCGCGGCCAUGGAGGCAGCGAAGGAAGAGACGCCUACAGUAUUCGAGCUGCCGAUUACGUGA
This is a messenger RNA of Zymoseptoria tritici IPO323, 2191 nucleotides long. RefSeq lists its product as uncharacterized. Gene Ontology annotation, biological process: actin cytoskeleton organization; actin filament bundle assembly. Gene Ontology annotation, molecular function: calcium ion binding; actin lateral binding. Lineage: Eukaryota; Fungi; Ascomycota; Dothideomycetes; Mycosphaerellales; Mycosphaerellaceae. The coding region runs from base 143 to 2191 and encodes 682 amino acids. The record is from RefSeq and is a predicted model, not a curated record. The transcript is spliced from 5 exons. Gene Ontology annotation, cellular component: cell projection; actin filament bundle; cortical actin cytoskeleton.